AUGGUAGUCGAAACCAAUAGAUACGCUUUGCAAACCACAGUGAAUGAUUUGAGGCCCAACAGUCGUCUAAGGAGAUGGAAACCAAUAACAGGAGAUGAAAGGAGAAAGUUCUUAGGUGUUUAUUUACUGACGGGAGACAUAAAUUUUCCAAUGCUCGAAAACUACUGGAAAAAGGACAAAUUAUACUAUCAUCCACUUCUUCACGAGAUAAAUAUGUCCUACAAUAAAUUCGCGCUGAUACUGAAAUGCUGGCACUUUGUAGAUAACGAAGCACCACGUAAUGAAGGCGACCGUUUAUAUAAAAUACAGGCACUCAUCGACAAACUAACAAAAAACUGGCGAAAAAUAUUUACCUCCGGAGAGUGUAUAGUAGUCGACGAGUCGAUGGUUGAUUUUAGGGGAAGAAUAAUUUUUCGAACUUACAACCCACAGAAAUCUCUUAAGUACGAGAUAAAAAUUUAUAAAUUAUGUACUGACAGUGGUUAUACCUGGCGUUACCGCGUUUAUUCUGGUCAAGACUACCAAAUAGCUGGAUUAGAUAAACCGGGGUCAUUUGUCGUUAGUUUGUGCACAGAUUUGCUUAAAGAAGGAAGAAUCCUGACAACGGACUAUUACUACACUAGCAUAUCUUUAGCAAGGUACCUAAAAGAACAAGGUACUAAUUUGCGUGGAACAAUACGCAAAAACCGUCGAGAACUGCCCCGAGAAGUGGUUCAGCAACGUUUAGAAAAAGGCCAAAUUUCUGUGCAGCAGAACAACUUUGCGACCAUCCUAAAAUGGCAUGACAAACGGGAUGUGCUUAUGUUGUCGACGUGUCACGACCACGAAAUGCGAAUGUCAACUGGUUUUCGAACAAUUUUGAAGCCUACUAUGGUGCUGACCUACAAUAAAGGGAAGAAAGGCAUAGACUUGGCUGAUCAGCUAGCAAGUUACAAUUCGCCGGCGAGGAAAACCUCUGUUUGGUAUAAGAAAAUUGCUGAGGACCUUGUUUCUAUAAGUGUAGUGAAUGCCAUUCUGAUUUAUAACGAGUUACACCCACAGUCAAAAUUGAAGGUUCUGGAUGGUCAUCAAAUCAUUAUAAAGAAAUUACUUAAGGUGGAAACUGAGAACUUUUCAAUUUCCAGCUCUGAGAGUUCUUUGCGUCCUACAAGUCAAUAG
Parnassius apollo (apollo) is the source of this 1158-nucleotide messenger RNA. The record is from the annotation of a GenBank genome assembly. Lineage: Eukaryota; Metazoa; Arthropoda; Insecta; Lepidoptera; Papilionidae.